AUGGAGUCGAUAGCCGAGGAGACUUUGCGUGACAUCCUUUUUAGGCUGCCGACGAGAGACGUCGCCCGAGGCCGCUGCGUCUCAUGGCAAUGGCGCCGUAUCCUCACCAACCCAUCCUUCGUCUACCUCCACAGCCAUGCCGCCCACGUCGUGUCCACCCCCGGCAGCACCCCAGCGGAGGCGUUGGCGGUGUUGGAGAUCCGCGUCAGGGGCAUCGGCCUGGACAUGGUCGUCCUCAACCCCACCACGGCCAAGGUCAUGGGCCGCAUCACCGAUCUAGCCCCCGCCUACAGCCCCGUCAACGCCUGCAAUGGCUACCUCCUCCUCGCCGCGCUCGGGGGAAAGUACAAGGACUGGCCGGUCUUCGUCAGCAACCCCGUCACCGGUGGGACCCUAAAGAUCCCGCCUCCGCCCAACAUCGACCUCCUCGUCAAGUACGCCAUGGGGUUCAGCCCAUCCUCCCAUCAAUACAAGCUCUUCUGCCUUUCUUAUCGGUGGGGAGCGGAGUCGCCACAGAGCUACUUGGACGUGCUCACCUUGGGCGUGGGGGGUGGUAAUAGGUGGCGACGGCACCGGCGUACGUUCCCGAACCACGCGGUGCCGGACUUCUUCCUGCCGUUGACCGUGCUCAUCGACGGCAAGCUAUACGUGCUGAUGGAGCGGCAGGGGCACUACCGGACUCCCGAUCGGAUGCUAGUCAUCGACGUGGCCACCGAGGCACGCCGCACGUUGCGCCUCCCGGUGGACUCCGGCGUGCUGCUGCCGACCGCUCAUGUGCAACCCUUCGAGCUGUGUGGCGAGCUGUGCAUCGCCGUGCGCGUCGCCGGCCAGCAGAAGCUCACUUUCUGGGUCGUGCCGCCUAAGGAUCACAGGGACGACGGCGAACGGCUGCAUGGCUGGGAGCUGCGCUACACCUUCCAUGUGAACGACGACAGCAACGACCCGCCAAGCGGCGCCUGGUUCGACGACGGCGACGGCAUGCUGUGUUAUAGGUUAGGUGAUAUUCUCCACCAGUACAAGAUCAAGGCAAAUGGGAAUAGAGCCAUAGCGGGCGGUUUCUCGGAAUGGGACCAUCGGAUCCAGCUGCCGGCAACCCUAGCACAAUCGGAAUUCGACUGGAAAAAAACUGAGGAGAAUCGGUGGAACGUCUACAGCGGCUACCGUCCCAGCUUCUCUCACCCCGAGUUGCCUUUGACUCCUUUUUGCCCUCGACGCUGCUAG
Molecule: messenger RNA, 1221 nt
Organism: Triticum turgidum subsp. durum (durum wheat)
Lineage: Eukaryota; Viridiplantae; Streptophyta; Magnoliopsida; Poales; Poaceae
Source: the annotation of a GenBank genome assembly